Pogonomyrmex barbatus (red harvester ant) is the source of this 715-nucleotide messenger RNA. RefSeq names its product transcriptional regulator ATRX-like. Lineage: Eukaryota; Metazoa; Arthropoda; Insecta; Hymenoptera; Formicidae. The record is from RefSeq and is a predicted model, not a curated record.
CGCUUCGUCAGUGGGCAGUGAGUACUCGCGAAGCGCACACGUGCUUGCAUUUGUUAUCCAAUUGUCGAACACUCAUCUUCCACGAAAAACGUGCGGUUUCAUUGAGGAUCGCAUGUUGUCGGUUUACUUAUGCAGAUCGCCAGCUCAUCUCGUAGCGUUUGUCGGCGGCAUCGGAGGAAUCCGAGAUGCGAGCCGUGAGCUUGUCAUUGGUGAAUCGAAAUCUCGCGAAGAAAGUGCUGCUGCUGUUGAAAAAAGAAACGAACUUCGGAAGAGGGAAACGCAUAAGAGAGAAGAAGAAGAAGAAGAAGAAGAAGAAACGAAAGAUCGUGUAGGUCGAUCAAGCGGAAGAGGAAGAGGAGUACGACAAUCCGUAGGCGGAAGAGAGAGGAAGAGGAAGAGAAACGACGAGGAAGACCGGGCAUCUUUGGGAAGAGCCAUCAAACGGCGAGCGGGGAGGAAGCAGCUGUUGCUGGAUCGCGAGUGAUGUGCGUGCCGGAAAAAGUGCAACGUCCUCCCUCGGAGGCGCAGUACUGAUGGCAAUGCGCGGGAAUUAAAGCGGAGAACAGCGAUCUCCGAGAUUUGCCUCUGGAAACCGUCACUGCCAGGCUUCGGAGGUGCUGCGAGGAGGGGAGAAGAAGAAGAAUCUUAUUACAUGCAAGGAGAUGAAAUUCGCCGAAGAAAGAUAGAAGGAAGAGAUACGGACGAGGGUGAUGGA